AUGGCAGUCAGCACUCUGAACAUGGCACCGUACUUCACUGGAUACCCUUUUCAAGGACAGGGGCGUGUGAAUCAACUCGGUGGCGUGUUUAUUAACGGGCGUCCGUUGCCAAAUCACAUUCGGCUGAAAAUCGUGGAAAUGGCUGCAGCCGGCGUUAGGCCAUGCGUGAUCUCCAGACAACUGAGAGUUUCGCAUGGCUGCGUGUCGAAAAUUUUGAACCGAUAUCAAGAAACUGGAUCGAUCAGGCCGGGGGUGAUCGGUGGUAGCAAACCGCGCGUCGCCACGCCGGAGGUUGAAGCGAAAAUCGAGGACAUGAAGAAGCAGAAUCCUGGUAUAUUCAGCUGGGAAAUUCGAGAGAAGCUGAUAAAGCAGGACGGUGUCUGCGAUAAGGCGUCAGCACCAUCGGUUUCCAGUAUUUCGAGACUUCUCCGUGGUCCGGCGAAUCAAACUCGGCCUGGUGAUGAUCCCCGCAGAAAUCAUUCCAUCGACGGAAUACUCGGUGGAAGUAGCGGAGAUGAUUCAGACACGGAAAGCGAACCAGGAAUCGCGUUGAAGAGGAAACAACGCAGAAGCAGGACUACGUUCACUGGUGAGCAACUCGAGCAGUUGGAAGCAGCUUUUCACCGAACUCAGUACCCAGAUGUUUAUACCAGAGAAGAAUUAGCGCAAAAAACGAACCUGACGGAAGCACGUGUCCAAGUGUGGUUCAGUAACAGGCGGGCUAGACUCCGCAAGCAGCUGAAUAGUCAACAGUUGAACGCCUUCAACACGAUGAAUUUACAAUCGUUUCAGUCUCAGCACUACGGCAGUGCUGAAACUUAUCAGAGCUACGGCCAAACAUCGGUAGCCGCAGCCGCAACAACCACCACUGGUUAUCCCCAACAUUAUAACUACAGCGAAAAUUACUACGCCGCGCAGCAACAAUGGCCGAGACCAACCGCAGAGAACUACGGAUUAUUCAACGCUUCUCAUUACAGCAGCAGCAACCUGGCAUCGAAUCUAACAUCGAACAAUCUGAACUUGAGUAGCCUGGGUGGCAGUGUCGGUUCCACCGCGUCGAAUAUGAGCGCGUGCAUGGCUCAGAGCGCGACUUCAGGAGUACCAACUCCUGCCGGGAUCAGCCACCAUGUUACGCCGCACAGUCCGAGCGAGGCCAAAAGCGGCUAUCCUUAUUUAGGUGGAAUAGAGUCACAGGUCUGUGGUCGAGUUCACUAA
Molecule: messenger RNA, 1215 nt
Organism: Nomia melanderi (Alkali bee)
Lineage: Eukaryota; Metazoa; Arthropoda; Insecta; Hymenoptera; Halictidae
Product: protein gooseberry
Biological process (GO): anatomical structure development; regulation of transcription by RNA polymerase II
Molecular function (GO): DNA-binding transcription factor activity, RNA polymerase II-specific; RNA polymerase II cis-regulatory region sequence-specific DNA binding
Source: RefSeq, a predicted model, not a curated record